This is a messenger RNA of Mesorhabditis spiculigera, 1251 nucleotides long. The record is from the annotation of a GenBank genome assembly. Lineage: Eukaryota; Metazoa; Nematoda; Chromadorea; Rhabditida; Rhabditidae.
AUGCCGUUCCGGAAAUACCGAGCCAUCACAGACUUCAGCAAGAACAAUACAAGGAUUUUCAAGAGAAUCUACAGGAACAAGUUGCACGAGAAUGCCCCCGAAUUCAGAGUGCCAGAACAAGUCCGGGCAAUGGGUGUGACCGUCUGGGACCCGAAUGAUAAACAAUUCCCUUACGUCCAUUACGCGAAGAAAUAUGGGAUAAAGGAAGAAAUAACUCCAGAUGGCGCCGUCACGGAUCCGUUUGCGCAAGCUUCAGAGGAUCCGAAUUAUAAGACCGACGCGUGCUACCUGUUUGAGGGAAGUGAGCCACUGUCGGAUGGCUUGACACAGGCAGCUUCGCUUGCCCACGCGGUACUUGUUGAGGAGCUCCCCGAGCGCGUCCUGAAAGGCGUUAGCGGCUACAAUUUCGAUGCGCAGAAGGUUACUGAUCAUAUCCUGCACGCCGAGAAGUACGAUCCCACCCUGGAGAAGUUGCCGCGGCGCUUUGAUCCCGUCAUCUUUUGGAACCCACAUCCGCGCGUAUUCGGCACCCCCGUGGUCAAAAGAAACAACAUUAUGCUGGACAAUUUCUUCCGCUAUGUAUUUCUCUCCGCCAUUGAGAAAGGUGCGAAGGCAGACAGAUUCAAGUUCGACCGUGAUACCUACAUUACUGCCACUCUACGAGCCGCCAGAUUCCAUACGCAACCAAUGGUUCUGCGAUUCCAGCCACACAUUGUUGCGCAGUCGGCGGCGGUACCACCACCCUGGGCAAAGGAUGGAGACCUGACUGAACUUAUGAAACUGCCGGUUCAAAGCUGCGCCCCAGUCGAUCCGGUGAUCGACCUGACUCGCGAGCACGUCUACAAUGAUGGUGCUCAUCUGGCGCGACAAGAUCAACCGAUCCGCCUCAACACCCUGAUGUGGUCGCGUGAACAAGAUCAGAAAUAUCCAUGGACAAAGGAACAAAAUGCUGCCAACGCCGUGUUGCAUACUUUCGGCGCAGCUGUUGCCCAGGCGAAACGAGGGAAAGAUGUGGAAGACUUGAAAGAGCCUGUUCUGGUAAAAGGCGUACAGCUGGUCGAUGGCCUGAUGGAUUUGGUCGCGGUCCAGUUGAACACUUUGGAUAUUCGGCCGGAUAAUCCGACCAAAAAUGUCGUCUGGAUAGAGAAAGGUGUUCGACUUUACCGACCGAAGCCCUUCUAUGAACCCAUGGUUGAAGUCGAAGAGCUGAACAUGGACACUUUCGAUAAAUUCGCGGCCGUGCUGCUUUCC